Manduca sexta (tobacco hornworm) is the source of this 6340-nucleotide messenger RNA. Its product is annotated as inactive dipeptidyl peptidase 10. The record is from RefSeq and is a predicted model, not a curated record. The transcript is spliced from 18 exons. NCBI's taxonomy places the organism in Eukaryota, Metazoa, Arthropoda, Insecta, Lepidoptera, Sphingidae. Gene Ontology annotation, biological process: proteolysis. Gene Ontology annotation, molecular function: dipeptidyl-peptidase activity; serine-type peptidase activity. The coding region runs from base 555 to 3161 and encodes 868 amino acids.
GGGCGGGGCGGGCGCAGCGCGGCCCGGACGGCAGUUGCUCGGAGUCAGGCGGGCGGCUCGCGUCGCCCUGCUCUCCCUCGGUGCAUCGCUGCAACGUUGCGCUCGCGAACUCGCGACCAGGUUCGCAACGGGUCAAGUGUAGAGAGCCAAUCAUAAUUAUUGAACAUUUCCGAACUACUGUGUAUAAAAUCGCCGAAGCGUAAUUGCGUACAAUAUACAUGGAUCUUUUAAUUGUUUAAAGUGCCUAAGUUGAUCACAUUACGUAUAAAUUGCAUUACGGCAAAGUUAGAAACUGUUUCAUCUAGCAGUGUAGUGAACUGUUUCGCGAGUGUAGAUUUUUUGUGAGACGAACUCAAUCAAAGUUGGUGGAAGGUGUUUUCAACUGAGCGGCGUUGAAAUUCUUCUAUUAUGAUAUAAAGUGAUGGAGCGAAGCGUGCGCGUGAGGCGCCGGGCGUCAAAGUGCGCGGGCGCGUGGCGAGGCGCGAAGGCGAGCGCGGAGGCGUAGCGCGGCGCGGUGGCGGGUGCGCGCGCGGCGGCGACGGCGGCGGCGGCGCAUGCACGCCACCGGCCACACGGACCGCUCGGGCGGCGGCGGCGGCGGCGGUUCCUGGCGCCUCCCGCCCGACGAGACACUGCAAGUUGCCGACCCCAAGUCCGCCAAGGAAGAGGAUUUAUAUCAAGGGGAUGGACACAACUGGAGGAGCAUUAUAUUUUCUUUGAUGGUCAUCAGUUUUGUUAUUGCAGGCAUCGUCACAGCCAUUUAUUUAUUAGGAUAUGUGGACGAGUUGUUAUACUGGUCGGGUCGUCGCAUGCGGCUGGACGAGUUCCUACGCGGGGAUCUGACUGGGGAGCGGCUGCCCACGACCUGGGUCAGCACGCACCAGCUGGUGUACCAGGCGGACGACGGGGGGCUACUCGCUCUAGACACGUUCAACAAUACGCUCACUGUGCUCGUCACAAACCAUACAUUAAGGCAGCUGAAUGUUCGCGGGUACCAGUGUUCGCCAAACUUGCGUUACGUGCUCUUCCAACACAAUAUCAAAGAGGUCUACCGACGAACGUUUACGGCGCACUACACAGUUUAUGACGUCACAAAUGAUUUUUACAGCCACCACAUACCACUGUUUGGCGAAGGCCAAGGCAGUUGGGAAUGGCAACAUGCGGCGUGGCUCGGAGGAGACGGGUCGUUGUUGCUUGCAGCAGACAACGAGGUUCUGGCGAGACCAGGACCUCCAGCUCGGAGAGCACCCCUACUCCGGCUCACCAACGACUCUAGCCCAGGCCGAGUGUACAAUGGCGUUUCCGAUUGGUUAUAUCAAGAGGAGGUGACAAAGACAGCAUCAGCGACAUGGGGGUCUUUGGAUGGCACGCUCGUCAUGUACGUUCAAUACGAUGACACCAGUGUAUCCGAGCUGAAAUUCCCAAGAAUCUCAGAGGGGAUUGGAGGAGCCGGCGCGGCGAGGGCGGGCUUCCUUCUUCCUGCCAUCAACAAUACCUUACACACUGUCUUCCCUGACCAUGUUACUGUUAGAUAUCCUACGCCUGGGAGUUCAAUCCCGAAAGUUAAGUUAUGGAUAGUAGCUGUUCAAAAUGUCACGUCACCUCCAAGAUGGGAAGUGAAGCCGCCAAGUACGUUAGACGGAAUGGAAUAUUAUCUCAUAUCAGCCCAAUGGGUGGGCAAAGACAAUUCUCAUGUAGGUGUAGUGUGGAUGAACCGUGCACAAAAUCUAACCGUUUAUAGUAGUUGCUACGCACCAAAUUGGACAUGCACUGAGACGCAUUCAGAAAAAGCAACCGAUGAGCCUUGGCUUGAAGUCCAUCAACAACCAGUUUAUUCGGAAGACGGCAGCGCGUUUCUUCUAUUAGCCGCUGUUCAAGAGGGUGGGGGGCAGUACUAUACUCACAUUAAACACGUAGACGUAUUAAGACAACGUAUAGCAGUUCUGUCACACGGUAAAGUAGAAGUGGCAGAAAUCCUGGCGUGGGACCAGGAAAACAACUUAGUUUAUUAUUUAGGCAGUGCAGACAGACCUGGUCAAAGGCAGGUUUAUGUGGUCCGAGACCCCAAUUACAGUGGUGGUAGUAAUUCAGUGAAAGCGCGCGCUGAAAGAGAAGAACCUCGUUGCCUUACAUGCGAACUGGCAGUGUGGCCGGCUCGGUUGCAUUAUGCCAAUUGCUCAUUCUGGCGUGCCAUGUUCUCGCCUGCCAAGCCCAAAGUGGGUAUAACGCAUUACGUCCUUGAAUGUGGCGGGCCAGGACCACCGUUAGCCGGCCUUCAUGAUGCCAGAACGCAUAAACUUGAGAGAAUAUUAUAUGAUACGAGGCCUUAUAGAUCAGUGCGACUACGCGAGUUGGCGCUGCCCACUCGGCGGUCGUUCGAAGUGCAAUUAGGAAGUGGGUCGAAGGCCCGCGUCCAACUACUCCUGCCGCCGUCGUGGCGCGAGGAACUCAGGGAUGCUGCCUUCCCGGUGCUUGUUCAUGUAGACGGCAGGCCCGGGAGUCAGCAAGUGACGGAGGAGUUCCUGGUUGAUUGGGGAUCGUACAUGUCCUCAAGAAAUGAUGUGGUUUACGUGAAGUUGGACGUGGCGGGCGCGAGGGGGCUGCCGCGAGCGUUGUUACGAGGUCGCCUUGGUGGCGUAGAAGUAGCCGACCAGUUAGCUGUUAUUAGAUAUUUAUUAGAAACGUUCAAGUUUUUGGACGUGACGCGGGUAGCGGUGUGGGGGUGGGGCUACGGCGGAUACGUGACCGCCAUGUUGCUCGGCUCGCAGCAGUCCACGCUCAAGUGUGGUAUAGCAGUAUCACCUAUCACCGACUGGCUUUAUUAUAAUGCAGCCUUUACGGAACGCAUACUAGGCCAGCCGUCAGUAAAUUACAAGGGUUAUGUAGAGGCAGACGCGUCGCAGCGAGCGCACCACGUGCCGCCACACGCCCUGUACCUGGUCCACGGCAUGGCCGACAUGAGUGCGCCCUACCCCCAUACGUUGCAAUUGGCGCGGGCAUUGACAGACGCAGGAGUGUUGUUUAGGCAUCAGGCGUACGCUGACGAAGGUCACGAUUUAAAAGGCGUGAUAGAGCACGUGUAUAGAUCCAUGGAGGACUACCUUCGCGAGUGCCUCUCUCUCGAUCCCGAGGACACCAAAUUACCUCCUCCUGACAGAUAAGAUUGGUAUUGCGCGCCACCCGACCAAGCAAUAAACUGUACCCGAUCAAUUCCGAAAUAUUAUAUCCAAUUGUUAUCAUUAUUACUCUCUCUGUAAAUAUGUACAUUUGAAUAGUGCUUUAAUAAAAUGUGUUCCCCAAAUUCGGUUCAGUGAAGCCUUUCCUUGGGUAGGCAUAAUGAUCCGUAAUGACACCAUAGUCAAUAGUGAUGACGUACGAGAAUUGCUUGUGAUUAGGAUAGUUAGAUAAUUAUAAUACUAACAGACCGGUGUUGCAAUGAAGAUAUUCAUGAAUCUCGGAUGUAUUAAAAUAAGUUGAUUUCGUAAUAGAUACAAAUUACAAUGAACUACCAACGUUAAGAGAAAACUUUGAUUCUACAUUUACUCAUCGAAUUCAUACGACUUUGCUUCAGCACCACCUAGCUAAACUAUCUUACCUUCUACUAAGUCUUAACAUAAGUAGGAACUACAGUAGACACGAGAUCAGUGCUGACGGUGCAUUCCUCGGUGUGAGCUAAGUCCCGCUAAUGUGAUCAAAUAAUUCUUAUUCAAAAUUUCGAGCUUUUUCACUUAAGCUUUUAGUACUAUUUUCUACUGCCUCUUUAAGCGUUUAAGCGUUUUUACUCGAGUAGUCACUUACUAUGCACAACGACUUGUCCUAACCUGAAUCUACCCUCACAAUCCAGCUACCCUUGGUUGUUUAAAUGUAAUUUAUUACACCGACUAUUGAUUAUCGUAAAUUACAAGUGAAAGAACGAAACCACAUAUAAAAGAGCUUAUCGUUUAGGGAAACUAGGCCUUUAAAAGUUAGUUUUUGUUACCGAUGUUUGAGAUGUUUUGUAAAAUAAUAGAGUUGUUAAAUACCUCAUUUGAUAAUGUAAAUAAAAAUACCCUAAUCAUUAUGUAUAUUGAAUAAAUUAAGAAAUGUUUUAUAGUGACUUAUAAUGUUUAGAAAUGAAGUGACCUUGAUCAUCCCCUAACCUUAGCUGCUUUGGCUCCAUUACAUUGUCAUUUACUAAUAAACUACUUAGGCGAUAAGAAUCUCAUAUCCUCCACCUCAGAAUGACAAAUAAAUGAAUUUGAAGGUAAACUUACCAAACCAUCGAUAUUUAUAAGAACAAAAUCAAAAUACUAAGUCGUAUAUUGCAAGUUUGACAUCAUGGCAAGUUCUUAAGUGAAAAUGUGGUACGGGUUAAUCAAAAUGAGAAAGCGUUUAACAAAUCCAAUUAAUAUAAGUCAUGGUCCUAAGAAACAUAAUGAAUUAUAAUGUAAAAUUCAAAAUAUAUCAAUAGUUACAAACAAUUUUAACAAUUUAGGGUCGUUGAAUCUCGCCGUAGAAUCGAAAAUGGUACUUAUAGUGAAAAGCUUGUACAAAAUAGACAAUGAACUGAGCUAGAAAAUUUGCCUUUAAUAGUUCUUCAAUAGAAGAAGCAGUCAUUACGUUGGUAUAUAAAACAAAAAUAAAUAAUAUUGUGUAUUUGUAUCUCAGUAAAAUAAGGGAAAAAUAAAUAAGUAUGAUACUAACGAUGAAUAACGAUGGAGCUCGUAAUUCACAUUCAGAAAUAAAGGAGAAUGUGGCGGCGCAGGGAUCGCCCCGGCUGCCGCGAGACGUCGUAUGAGUUGUGACGCGUGCCGAAGCCAGAGAAUUUGUACGAUGUUGUUGAUUUCACCGUAACUGUGACGUAACUAGGUAAUUCAUUGUUGUUGUAUAGGAAUAAAAGUUUGCCGAUAUUUGUUAAGUGUUAUCGGAUACCUGCAUAGACGCAUAUCGUACAUUCCAUGUUUGUGAAGACUGCCAAUUUGGUCUAAAUUUUACAAUCAUUGUACUAAUUAAACCUACGAUACGUCGAUGAGAUUAAUUUCAAUUGCCGUUAUGGUCUUAAGGAUGCUGUGAUUCUUCUAUUGCAUAAUUUUAAUGAUAUGAAUUAAAUUAUAUUGAAUAAUUAUAAUGUCUGCAUCUGAUGUUACGUAGGGCCUAGUGAAAUCGAAUACGUUGUAAUUAUUAACAUUAAUUAUAUUACCAUAAGGUUGAUAUUAAUUUAAAAGUUUUAAGAUUCUUCCAUAAAAGUAACAUUGCUUUGUUCCCCAGAUAUUAUAUUAUAACAAAUUAUAGACAAUAUAAUACGGGCUAUGUGUACAUCACACAACAUAUGAAAUUUUAUAGUUAGAUAAAAUACGAGAGAGUUCGGAAACCGGGUGCUUUAAAUUUUACAUCAUGUUGUAUGUAUUGAUUUCAUUAGCGAAUGUUCUCUAGUUAUACAAUAAGAUAUAGUGUGACUCGCCAGUGGCGAUGCUCGGUGGUUACACUCGCGGCCGUAAUGUCGCGGUCGUGUGCGCAUGCGCAUUGCCUCGAGCGGCGUGUAACGCGCGCACCGACACAGGCUCAAAUAAUAAAGGUAAGAAAUCUUUCAGUCUUGUGUGAGAUUUCGUGUAAUUAGUUGAUACGAAAAUUUCUGCGGAUAACACCAAUUAAAUUCAUAUUAUAGUAUUUGUAAUGAGACAAAAUUAAAUGUAUGAUAUAUCACUUGUUGAUAAUUUUGGCACGACGACGAAUCUUGUUUGCACAAGCUUCCCCGCUUUCCUCUUUUCGAAAUUCUAGACCUUUAGUCUUCCAAUAAAAGCUUCCCUAUCAUGUCUUACUCUUGAAGCAGGAAAGUAGGAACUAUGUGAUGACUAUGUCAAUUAUUUCAUAAUUCCAACCUGAUCAGCUACCUUGUCGUUUUUCUUUCAAAUUAUCCUUUUAAGAGAUCCUAAUUAAAUAUGUUUAGAUUUUCGUCCUAGUUUGUCCAAAUAUAAUGGAUGUGGUCUAAAUGUAAAUCAGUAUUGCUAUGUUCUUAGGAUCCCUGCGUUAUUCUAUAUUGUACUCGGCUUAUAAAAUUACAAACAGAAAUUAACAAAAGGAAAACUCUAAACUAAAUAGAAUACAUAUAAAAGUCAUGGUGAUUGUGCAAAACGUAUUGAAUUAUUAUAUUUCAAUUUUAUCACUCUUUUACUCAUAUUACAAUAAACAAAGCUGAGAAUAAAAUACGCCGAGUACAUAAAGAAAGCAGUAUAGUAUCCGCCUUCGUAACUUUAGAGUGUCGCGGAUUGCUCCCUUAGCGGUUAGAUAUGAUAACGAGCGGACUGAAUACAACAAUCAUUACAACAAUGGCCUUAAUCAACUACAAAUUUUGAUCACCAAA